AGCAUUGCUUCUGCACGCUAUGGACUGAGUCUGCAAUGUGUUCAUGUACCAUAAACUUGAGGAACCACCCUGCAAGCUUUCAGGUCGUUAAAUCCUUCUCUGUUGUAUGUGGUCUAUGAGUAUGGCAGAAUGUAUGGAGAACUGUGUUCCUGCGGGUGUCUUGCCUCCUCUAGUUGCCUGGCAUUAAGGAGAAAAAAAAAUGAGUGAAAUAUAGUCACUGUAUUAUAACUGUGGGAAGUAGAUUAGUCGAAGCGCAAGGGUAACGUGAGUGUAACUGGCCUCUGUCAGGCACUUCAUCUGCUGGUAGGACGGAGGAUGGUUGUCAGGCUCAGCAAAUGCUGUUUGAAGGGUUGAUAGGUCAGGCUGUAAAAGUAGAUGGGAAAUUUGUACAGUGAACAUAAGCAGGGUAGGUGAGUAGAAGAGAAACAACCCACCAUAUCAUCUGGGAAAAUAAAACUCUUUGGCAAGACUUCAUAACAGCCUGAUUCAAAAUUUCAUAAUGAAAUUAUGUCUCUGAUCAAAGCCUGCAUGAGCUCAUGAGCUGAUUUUUGCCAUUCGUGUUUAUUCUGGUUUGCACCAAGUUGAAGCAUCAGAAACACAUUAAUCUAAUCUUCUUUCUGGGAGGAGGCUCUUGUACCCUCAUCUGGGGAUCAAAGGGAUGGAGGAUUGCAAGGAGGAUCUUUAGCCCCUCACUGAAUGUGCACUUUUGAUUGGUUCUUUGAGUCCCCUUAGGCACAUAUGAGGGGUAGGGCCUUCCUAGGAGAGUUGAGUCUCCUGACACUUGCCCUUGAGGCAAGAAAAGCAAAGUUUAAGAAGGGAAAGAGACUCCCAUCUCUCCUCUGGACACAGUCUGCUUUUGCUCUAGAAAGAAUAUUUCGGGGUUUGUUUGUUUUAGACUCAGAGAAGCGCUCAACUGUACCUCUUUCAACUGGAGCGCUUCACCACAGGUUUUCUUCUUACAAAAUGAACUCAGAUCCAAUGGCCCCACACUUCUCAUGGAUCUUACUCAAUCAGCAUUUUUCUGGUCCUUCUCGAAGGCACACAGAUAGGCACUCCUGUCAACUCAAGUCCCAACAGAAAAGGCACUUGGUUGAAAUCUGGGAAACAGAAUUCCCUGGGUCUCAUGGGGCCCUUUAGACAAGAGGUACCCCCCCCCCACCUCUGUCCUUAUUCAUCCAAGAAAGAUUUAGUAAGGCCUUAUUUUAUGUCAGAUGCCUGUUCAAAGUGUUUUUAAUUUUUAAGCCCAGGGGACCUUUACAUACUUAACUGCACCUUUGUGACAGUCUCUCUCUCUCUCUCUCUCUCUCUCAAGAUAAUGUCUCAGAGGGCUGUGGUGGCACACCGCCACACUGGAAGUGGCACACACUUUAAUCCCAGCACUCUGGAGGCCAGCAUGGACUACAGAGUGAGUUCCAGGGCAGCUAGGGCUACAAAAAGGAACCCUAUCUCAAAACACAAGCAAACAAACAAACAAAAAGAUAAUGUCUUUUUCUACAGUUUGGCUUGUAUCUUCCUAUAUAGCCCAGGCUAGACUAGCCUUGAACUCACGGCAGAUAGUCUAACCUCAAAUGCUGAGGUUAGAGGCUCAUGCCAACACACUCAGCUUUGUUACGUUCUGGGGACACGGAGGUGAAUAACGUACCUGAUUUCCAUUUUCCUAAGCUUAUGGCCUAGACCCAAGAAAGCAGCCAAUGCUCUUGUGAACAGAGUCAUUUCGGGUAGUGGCAUGUGCCGUGAAGUGAGGUGGGAUGGAAUAACAGGAAGAGAGUGGCUGACUUAAAUCAGUAACUCAGCAAAUACUUCUGCCAAAGGAGCUGCUGCCAGAUAGAUCAAGAGAAUGUAGUUCCAUUUAAAAACAAGUGAACAGUGAAAAAAAUCUUUUGGUGUAGGGUCUCUCUAUGUAGCUCAAGCUGGAUUUGAACUUGUGACAAUCCUCCUGCCUUAGCCUCUCAAGUAUAUCAUGUUUCCUUAGAUCCUUUAAGUUAUCCUAAACGAUGAUUGGAAUAUAAGCUAGAAAGUGUGUUUAUUUAUUUUUAACCUGAAAUUCAAAUUUCACUGUCUUGUAUUUUUUUUCUUGAUGUUCUCCUCCCCCCCUCCUGCUUCCCCCUCCUCCUCCUCCUCCCCCUCCUCCUGCUCCUACUCCUACUCCUCCACCUUCUUGGAGACAAGUCAUGCUAUAUAAUGUGGACAAGUCUGGAACUCCUUCCUCUGCCUUUUGAGCAUUGGUAUUAUAGGUGUGUGUCACCAUGCUGAUGAAUUUGCUAGUGUUUGCAAUCCUAUGGAUAGAGGAUAUUUGAGCAGGAACUGACCAGAAGGAACCAGCGAUGCCGAUUCAGGGAAUGUGUGAUCAAACAGAGCAACAUUCAGUGUAAAUGUCAGAAGAGGGAGAAAUGAGGUCAGAGGAACGGAGCCAGAUCACAAGUUUUGUAGGGAUUGGAAGGAGUUUGAAUCUGUCUCUCUUUGCGAUAAUAAACCAUUGGAGAAUUUAAAAUCUCUCUCUCUCUCUCUCUCUGUCUCUCUCUCUCUCUCUCUCUCUCUCUCUCUGUCUCUCUCUCUGUCUCUCUGUCUCUCUCUCUUUCUUUCAAGCUGAGGCUUGAAUCCAAAGUCUGUUGUUACUAAAAACUGCUCUACUCCAGCCUAAAAUUUAAAGGCAGGACUGCCCGGUGCCCUGGACGUUGCUAUGGAAGGGACGCUUGACGGUUGCUAGACCCGGGGGAGGCGGGAGCAGGACAGAGGCGGAGCCGGGUCAGCCUUAGGCAAGCGCCGCGCGCUCUCAGGAAGUCGCGUAGCGCGAGCGGAAGUGACGUCGCGCGUGUUCAGGGUCCAACGUGCUUCACACAGGACGCUUUCCCGGCUGGGAAGUCGUGAAGUGGUUUACCUCGCGAGUAGCAGAGCGGUGUCGGUACUGUCGUCAGGAUGGUGAAGCCCAAGUACAAAGGACGGAGCACCAUCAACCGCUCGGCGGCCAGCACCAACCCAGAUCGAGUACAGGGAGCUGGCGGCCAAAACAUGAGGGAUCGGGGCACAAUUCGGCGCCUGAAUAUGUACAGGCAAAAGGAGCGCAGGAACAGUCGUGGUAAAGUGAUUAAGCCACUGCAGUAUCAGUCAACUGUGGCUUCUGGCACAGUGGCCCGAGUGGAGCCGAAUAUUAAAUGGUUUGGAAAUACUCGUGUGAUCAAGCAGGCAUCAUUACAAAAAUUUCAAGAGGAAAUGGAUAAAGUUAUGAAGGAUCCAUACAAAGUUGUCAUGAAACAAAGCAAAUUACCGAUGUCUCUUCUGCACGAUCGAAUCCAGCCUCAUAACGCAAAAGUCCACAUUCUUGAUACUGAAAGCUUUGAAAGUACAUUUGGCCCAAAGUCACAGAGAAAGCGGCCAAACUUGUUUGCAAGUGAUAUGCAAUCCCUUCUAGAAAACGCUGAAAUGUCUACUGAGAGCUAUGACCAGGGCAAGGACCGUGAUUUGGUGAUGGAGGACACUGGUGUAAGAAAUGAAGCUCAAGAAGAGAUAUAUAAAAAAGGGCAGUCAAAAAGAAUAUGGGGAGAACUCUACAAGGUGAUAGACUCAUCAGAUGUUGUCGUUCAAGUCCUUGACGCUAGAGAUCCGAUGGGCACUCGUUCCCCCCACAUCGAAGCUUACUUGAAAAAGGAAAAACCCUGGAAACAUCUCAUUUUUGUACUCAAUAAGUGUGACCUUGUUCCAACUUGGGCAACCAAACGAUGGGUUGCUGUGCUCUCCCAGGACUACCCAACACUGGCUUUCCAUGCGAGCCUCACCAAUCCCUUUGGGAAGGGAGCAUUCAUUCAGCUUCUGCGGCAGUUUGGGAAGUUGCACACAGACAAGAAACAAAUCAGUGUUGGGUUCAUUGGCUAUCCAAAUGUAGGCAAGAGCUCUGUGAUUAAUACAUUACGAUCCAAGAAAGUUUGCAACGUGGCCCCCAUUGCUGGAGAAACAAAGGUCUGGCAGUAUAUUACCUUGAUGCGUCGUAUAUUCCUGAUUGACUGCCCUGGUGUGGUUUACCCAUCUGAGGACUCAGAGACCGACAUUGUGCUCAAAGGAGUGGUUCAAGUUGAGAAAAUUAAAGCUCCUCAAGACCACAUUGGUGCUGUCCUUGAACGAGCAAAGCCAGAGUAUAUCAGCAAGACGUACAAGAUUGAGUCCUGGGAGAACGCGGAGGACUUUCUUGAGAAGCUAGCUCUCCGCACUGGGAAGUUACUGAAGGGUGGAGAGCCUGACAUGCUGACUGUGAGCAAGAUGGUUCUCAAUGACUGGCAGAGAGGCCGAAUCCCUUUCUUUGUCAAGCCGCCCAAUGCAGAGCUACCGACCGAUUCCCAGCUUCCACCAUCCUCACCAUUGGAAGUUCCCACAGAAACAACCCAGAACAACCCAGAAGAAGAGACCACAGAAACAGAAGUUGAAAGGUCAGACUCUAUCACUGAAAAGGAGCCAGAAGGAGACUGUUCUCAGGAUAGAAACUCAGAGAUGCAACAGAUCCUCGCACGAGUUCGCCAGAACUUUGGCAAAAUCAACGUGGGGCCUCAGUUUUCUGCGGAUGACCUGGUGCCUGUGGAGAUGUCAGACUUGGAAGAUCUGGAAAGCUCUGGGGAAGAGGAAGAACAGGAGCAGGAACAGCCAGGGGAGGAUGCCGAGGAAGAGCGCUCCCCAGACACUCAGGAGGAACCAGUGGGAAACGACACCAAGGCCGUGCUCAGAGCCCUGGAUGAGAAGAUUGCCAAGUACCAGAGGUUUCUAAAUAAAGCUAAAGCUAAAAAGUUCUCUGCCGUCAGAAUAUCCAAGGACUUAAGUGAAAAGGUUUUUGCAAAAUACAAAGAAGAGAAGAAAACAUCUGCAGAAGACAGUGAUGCAGCACCCACCAAAAAGGCAAGGAAGUGGGAUGCACAGAUGGAAGAAGAACCUUCAAAUAAGACUCAGAGGAUGCUGACGUGUAAGGAACGGAGGAGAGCAGCACGGCAGCAACAAUCCAAAAAAGUUGGUGUGCGUUACUACGAGACACACAAUGUGAAAAACAGGAACAGGAACAAAAAGAAGACGAGCGACUCAGAGGGACAGAAACACAGACGCAACAAGUUCAGACAGAAGCAGUAACUGCGAGAAAGCUGUUUAUUAAAUUAUACAAAAAUAUGC
Messenger RNA from Mus musculus (house mouse), 5142 nucleotides. RefSeq names its product guanine nucleotide binding protein nucleolar 2 (gene Gnl2). The transcript is spliced from 17 exons. The record is from RefSeq and is a predicted model, not a curated record. Gene Ontology annotation, cellular component: nucleolus. NCBI's taxonomy places the organism in Eukaryota, Metazoa, Chordata, Mammalia, Rodentia, Muridae. Gene Ontology annotation, molecular function: GTP binding. The coding region runs from base 2917 to 5103 and encodes 728 amino acids.